Messenger RNA from Linum trigynum, 8029 nucleotides. The record is from the annotation of a GenBank genome assembly. NCBI's taxonomy places the organism in Eukaryota, Viridiplantae, Streptophyta, Magnoliopsida, Malpighiales, Linaceae.
UGCAUAGUUAGUGGUUGAUGCUUAGGUUGAAUUGCAUGAUGUUCUUGCAUGUUCAUUUGGUUAGAAUUCUCCCAUAUUAUUGUUGACCUUGUAAGUUACUUAUGAUACACUACCUAAGAUCAUGGUUGAUUGAUGAUUGCUAGUGUUCAUUAAGUUGUAUGAUUGUGAGCAGCGUUUGCUUGAGGACAAGCAAAGUUCCAGUGCGGGGUAUUUUUUUAUGACAAUCUAUUUAUAAUGUUUAUUUAUCAUUUUUUAUCAUUCCAUAUUUGAUACAUUUUCCCUUCUAUUAACACUUCUUUAACACAUUCUCUUAUAUUGCAUACCGAAAUCAUAACUAUUUGAUCAAUGGGCAUUCAAUAUACUAGGGUUGUGUUUUUGUACUUUUUUAUGCCUUCUUGGUAUUUUUUUUAUGAUUUUCAAGGUACAAAGCAACCUAGAAGGAUUUUGAUCAAGCAUUGGAUAACUCCGGAGGACCAAAGGAGCUAUGAAGAGAAGAAUAUAAAACUUUCAUGAUAAAGACAAGAUUCAAUGACGGAGAAGCCUACUAGUAACCACAAGUAGAGCCCAAGAGAAGCUCAAUGGAGGAAAACUCGGCCAAAGAAAAAGCAGAAAUUAGUGGUGGCCCAGCGAUGUUAUAAAUAGCUAUGCUUCGACCCCAAGUCAAAGAAAUCGUGUCCUAAUAGAGUUAGGAAGGUUUUGGUCAAAUUUUACCACUAUAAAUAGAUGAUUAUGUUUAUUAGUUCUAUAGGUUGCACAUUCUAUUCAAAACUUAUGUAGACACUCUGUUCGAGUGAAAGCUUAGCACUCCUACGGGAAGGCACACCUAAGGAGAUGUCUUCAUCAUUGAUGGUGGUACCCUCAUUUUCUUCUAUAUAUAGCUAGUUCGAAAUUGAUUGUAUAAGAAUGUGAACUUUUUUAUCUUAGUAUAUAUUGAUGCUAUGAUUUUAUAUGAUGCUUGUGUUUAUGCUGUGAGUUUUGAUGUUAUUGAUGUAUGCAUGGAUGCUUUUAGUUGCGAUGUCUAUGUGAUGAUAAUUGAUGUUUACCUAGUAUGAAUGCUUUGUUAUCAUCGAUGCUUAUGACUCUAUAGUAUGCUACUAUAUGCAUUGUGCUUAGUAUCAUCCAGGUUGUAAAGAAAUUACCCACUAGUGAUACCUCAUUGAUGCUAUAUGAGUAUAGAGGGAAUGAUCAACCAUCUAUACCUUGAGUAUUAUCAAUGAUUGAUUGUCAUAUCAUUGACGCUAUAGACCAUCAAUUAUGGAUCAUGAUGCAAUCCCAGAUGGCAUCAUAUUCGAGCCAGAAUUAUUAGACGAAUAAGCUAUCGAAGUUGGAAAGAAUAAAGGCAGAAUUUGGUUAAGUCAAAAUCCGAGUUCAUGGUACCUACUUUGGAAGCUUAUAUUUCACAAAUGGCUCAAUGAAAAUUGGAGAUCAAUGGUUUUUCUUGAAGAUAAAGUUUUCAUCUUUCCAAUGGUAUACUUUUUGCAUCCAGAAGAUGUCAUUAAGGUUGUUUUCCAAGGCCUCAAAGUUGCUACCUCAAAACGUGUUUGUGAAGCCUACUUUUGAGCUUAAUUCGAGGAGCAUGGAAGGGAGGGAUUCAAGUCCAAAGGCUUCUACAACAUGAAACUAGGUAUGUUUGUGAACAAAGAAAAGUACUUGGAUGAAGAAUUGGAGUUCUGGAAGGCCUCGAACAAAAGGCGCGAAGUGAGUACGCAAGCUGCUUUUAGAUUGUUUGCUUGCAGCUUACUUGUGCUUCAAGAAAUGAAGUUUGGAUCCGAAUUGUGUAACCUUUUUAGAGUAGAAGUUUACCUUAUUUGCUUCCUUGUUCAUUUAGGUUUUCUUGGCUAUAAAUAGCCUUCUAUUUUCGUUGUAAAAACUUAGACUUUGAUUAAUCGAAAAAGAAACCCUUUGGUUUUGUGCAAGUUACAAACUUGUUUGAGCUUUGUAUCGAUUGAAUAUUCUCUUCAAUCAUGGUCGAGCAACUACCUUUCUACCAUACAAUCUUUCCCCAUUGGUUCCGUUUUAUUCAUUUUCCGUAUUAAGAACAUGUUGUCCAUUGGUUCCAUUGGAAUUGUCCAUUGGUUCCGUUUUAUUCACUUUCCGUAUUAAGAAUGUGUUGUUCUUGAUUCGAGUUCAAUCAAUCUUCGGAUUGAUCGUUUGUUGCGUUACUUUGAUAAAAAUACACCCCCAGGGUUGUAUCAGCUCAAGAGGCACACACUUAAUCAUGUCAUAUCCUCACUUCUCUAUUCUUCAUUGAUAAGGUGAUGGCAUGAAGCGAAAGCAUGCAUUAGCUAGUCAAGUUCCUAUUGCAUGUAGCAAAAUCUCGAGUAGGAUGGCCUUAGUGGAAGGAAUAGAGUGAUUCUAUAGAUGAGUCAUUGAUGCAUGUGAUAUGAUUAAGCAAUAGUAUGUGUGAUUAUACUCGAGUAUGCCUUCUUGUUGAAUAACAUUUCUUUACUUUUAUGCAUCUAUAACUUGAAAAUCCCCUAAACUUUACUUUUCCAUUCUUCGCUUUUCUUUGUUCAUUACUUGAAUGAAACCCCCUAAAGAAGCUCUCUAUUUCAUGUUGAGCAUAUAUGGUAUGUUGUCAUUAAUUAUACAUUAGAACAACUUGUGGAAUACUGACUCGUCCCGAAUACCACAAUUAAUUCCCGCCUAAGGUCCAAGUAUAAACCUUAGUCGGGUGCAGUACAUGACAAGUAUCUUUAAAUAUCAACCCGGGCCAGUCCGUGUACCCCUACUUCAGUCAUUCGAAUCAUUAUCUAGCAAUAAGGUUUUGGUUGAAAAGUUUGCUAAUUAAAGUAAAACCAGACAUAAGUGAAUUGUUUUGAAAGCUCUUUUGUGAGAAGGAUCACUCGGGUGUCGCUUCCCCCUAACUACUACCAUGGUAUGUGAAUUAAACGAUUGCUAUGGGUAAGGUGAUCGCGAACCGCUAGGGGAUGCAAAUAUGGUCGUAGACCACACUCACGAUUGCUAAACCAAGGAAUACAGCAUAGGAUGCCAUUCAGACCUCUUGGUUUAGGCAAUCAAUGGUUGACUUAAUCCCUCACUCAACCCAAUGGUUGGACGGCUCAAUUGUACUUAACCAAAUUGCCUAAUCCAACAUUGAGGUUUGCCCUAAAUUAACCUAGUUAGGAGACUUAAAAAGCCCUAGGACUACUUACUCAAUUGAGUCUCCCCUGGAAGGGGGGGGGGGGGGGGGUUUCCUCUCUAAUCUAGGUUAAGUGGCUAAUUAGAUUGCAAAGCACAAACAUGCACAACCCUUAGAUUGCUAAGUACAAGCAUGCACAAUCCUCAGAUUCCUAAGCACCAACAUGCACAAUCCUUAGAUUGCUAAGCACAAACAUGCACAAUCAACAUGAAUAAUACCUCAAUCAUUGAAUUAAACAACACCCAUAAACAAUCAUUCAAUUCACAUAACAGAAAACUACAUGGUAGCUAGCUAGGGUUUCACAACACCCAAGUGAAAAAGAAAUCUACUCCAUGCUAGAAAUGGGAGAAAUACAAGGGGGAGAGGUAAAAACCAUUAAGAAGGAGGUUUGCAAUCUUCUUGGCACUUGUGCUGAACUUCUCUUAGGGAGAAUCUUCCCAAAUCCACUCUCAGAGCAAAACACUAGCCUCCUUCUCCUUUGGUUCGUCUUUCUCUCUCUAAAAUCUGAAGAAGGCUUUCUCACUCAAAAUGGGCUCUCCCUUCUCUCUUCAUUUCAUCUCAUAUUUUAAACAGGGAACGAGCACAGUACACCGCCUCAGUUCACGGACGUGAAAUCUGAAACAUGUCGAUGAACUCAAGGCUGACGCCAAAAUGCACUGCUUCGCUUGCACGUGUUCACGGUCCACAGCUCCAGUUCAUGGUCUUAGUGACCGUGAACUCGCCUAGCGUCAGUAACCUCUGGAAAUGCUCUAGACGCCUCGAUGUUCACGGGCAACAGCUCUUCUUCACGGUCAUACAAGACCGUGAACAUCCAAGGAAAAUCGUGAACUCGCCGUUUUUCACCUCUUCUCCAAAUUUUCGCUCCUUUUCUUCCAACUUUCAACUCCGGGGCUGGUUUCACCUGUUAAAUCCUGAAAAAUGCUAAAACACGAGAAACCUAGCCUAAAACCACCCUUUUAGGAGAGAAAUUGCCACAAACGCCUAAGGAAAACGGGGGUAAAACAUGUACAAUUAGGCCCGAAUCACUCCCCCACACGUAGACGUUUGCUUGUCCUCAAGCAAACCAUUUCACACAAGGUACUAUUUCAACCUACAAAAAUACUUUGGGGACAACUCAAAGGACACAAAGUGGGAAUUCUAAAUGGCUAUUGGCAAUUAACUCAUGGACCGUUGCAAGCAAUACCGACAUCCACCACAAACAACAUUCGAGGCCAACAAAAGUGGGCAAAUGAAAAUUUCUCACCUUGUUCAUGGAUCAAUGCAAGUCUCAACAAGACCACUUAUCAACCACAACCCACCAUGCAUAGAAUUCAAGUCCGAGGAACAAAUGGAAAGGCAACAAAGGUCCUCACCGGGGUAUGAAGAUGUGCACAUUUUUGGGGUCGGGACCUUUUUUGUGCAAAAGAUGUGCACAUUCAUAAACACUCGACCCUAUCGCCUCAACACCAUGGCGGAAAGUUCUAAAUGCUAGAGUUCACGGAAUGGUUGUCAUCACUAGCUUGUCCAUAAGUCUUAGACACGGGUUCAGAUGACGGGCAAUUGUCUUGGACAUGGGGAAAAGGCUUUUUGGGUGGUGGCAAUCAUGACCUGAGGUUCUACAUCUUCAACUUGAGCCCGAAGGUUCUAUGGUUUCGACUAAAACCCUUCUCUUCAACCAAAGGCCACUAGCAUCGGCCAAAAACCUUAUCUCUCAUUUCCAAACUAUCACCCAUCGUGAACUACAUUGAAGCACUCUUCCUCAGCCUACUCUUGCUAUCGCGUUUCGAUUUGGUAGUGAAGGAGUUCUAAAACAAUGUGGGGGUCUCAUUGGCUUGGGUUCCAAGAAACCCCUCCCAUAGCAUACACUUUGGUUUUUCGUGGCACUCUCUACUUUAUUUACCCCAUUUUAUUACCUCUUUUUCGUUUCUCUUUUCUUUCCUUUCUUUCUCUUUUCUUUUUGAGGGGGUACUAGAGAGUAAAAACACUUGCCAGCUAUGAAAUUAAUGACCAAUGCUCUCAUUUUGAAGAACUCACUCCAACACUACACUUCAUUUUUCAUUCCUAGUAAGAACCGCACACAAACCUCCUAUGUAGAACCUCUAUGGACUCAAAAGUAAGAGCUCCGGGACACAAGGACGACUCAUGUUUAGACACGAAGAAAGGAUUGGUGGUCGUUCUAUCAACACCAUUAAGUUCACAAGCAUGAAGCUCCUAACUUAAGAACGACCCUCGAAGUCACAAGGCUCAAAGGGGUUGACUAAGAGAUAACACAUUUUGGGACAAUCAACAUUUGGGCGUGGACUAAUCUUAUGCCUCCAUCAUACUUACCUAGUGACAAAUGUGAUGUUACACACCAUGGUAAGAGGGAUCUAAGCACACAAGAAGAAAACGAUCAGUUCAAAGCUCACAUGGCUACCUAGUCACCCAAUCAUUUAUUCCAAUUCACAAACACAAUGCAUGGCAAGUUGUAGUCAACAAGUAAUCGAGUCAAGAUAUCCAUUCGUUUAUGCACACAUGAGAACUAAACUUUUUCACUAUCCUAAUGGACCUCUCAGUCAUCAUCAUAGGAUAUACUCGAUCACAUGCAACACUGAAACGCUAAAACACAACACCAUACUGCGACCAAGUGUCGCAGUCCGGAAAUGCAGUAAAGUGGCAAGGUCUAUUUAUCGACCCGGGGUCCAGAUCUACUGCCUACUCAGUGAUUAUCUAUUAUCUAGAAAACUAAUUCGAGUGAUUAUGAUUUUAAGUAAAAGUAGUAAGAAAGCAGGAAAUGGUUCAAAGUUCUUUAGCAAGGGAAGAGUCACUCGGGAAUGAGUCCCCCUAGCUCAUUAGUUAGGUCAAGUUGUAAUUACCCUGGUUUGAUUUACUGUUAAUUAAACUGCGGAAGAUCCGACAGUAGUCCGAAUCUCUUAAGCUGACCAAGCCCUCUCAGACAGACUAACUGCAAGGCGACUAGCCUUCACCGGGAUAAACUACUGAGGCAAUAAACACAGAACUCCACUACUGGAAUUGGAUUUCAGUACAAAGCAGUAAAUUGAUUAACUCUCGUAUAACCAAUCUACUACUACCGAUUGAUGAAGCUCUAACAACCUAAUCAGAUUCUAUAUAUCUCAGGUUGCAGCAGAAAUCAAGAAAAGAUGAUCAGGCUUCAAUUGACUCAAUGAAUCAUGCAUCACUCGAUUAAAAUCAAUCAGUAUAUCAAUCCAAAGUCAUUACAAUCAAGGUUCCUAACACAUGGAACUAGGGUUCUUCAUACCCAAGUGAGAGAAGGUUCUACUCCAUAGAGAGAGAGAGAGAGAGAGAGAGAGAGGAAAACAAAAAUCAAAGCAGUCAUACUCAUAAAGAUGGGGAUAAUCUGCUCUGGGAUGUCGAUCUUCACUCCUGGGGAUGCAAUUUUCGCUUCAGUGGUGAGAAAUCCACUCCAAAUAGCUCCUAGGGUUUAUUCUUCGCACUUCUUCUCUCUAAAGCUCUGUUUUUUGCUCAAAUACUCGAUUCCCUCUCCUUUGGCUCGAAUCUACCCCAAAAACCCAAUUCUGGGCGAAAUACGGGCUGAAUUACGGUCGUAAACAUGGUCUGCCCGUAUUUCACCCAAAACGCGCGUUUCACUUAACACUGAUGAGGGGAAUUACAAUCGUCAUUACCCAAUUACUGCCAGUAUUUGUGGAAUUACGACCGUAAUUCAUUUUUCUCUUGCCCGUAUUUUGAUCUUCGACGGACAUUCUCAAGCAUUUUGGCUCGGCAUUCGAAUUAUGGUCAGAGCAAAGGCAAUUACGCCGGUAAUUGUGCAGGGGAUGCCCGUAUUUUGAACCUUGAAUCGCCAACUGACCUCCAAAUGACCUGAAACUUGCGCCUAUGCAUCCCUUUACUCGCUAGGACCUGAGGUAUGACAAAACAACACAACCUAGCGUAAAAUAGGCCAAGGAACCACAAAUUCGAGCUAAAAUGGUCAGGAAACAAGAGUGCAAACAUGUGCAAAUACGAUGCUAUCAAAUUCCCCCACACUUAACUGUUUGCUUGUCCCCAAGUAAACCAAGUCAUAUACAAGGUAAGUUCAAAACAUGAAACAUCCCACCUCUUUGAAUUUGGAAAAAGACAUUUCUACCCCGGGGUAUAAUUAAAAAUUCUCAAAUAACACAAGUUUAAAUAAAAUACCAACUCAAAUAUCUUAACAUCUCACGUGUUUAGGGCUUCGAUUUGAGAUGCCCUAAACACGUGGGCAAAACUCAAAUUGUCCAAAAGAAAUGAAUCUCCAAUCUUAAACUCUUAACCAUAAAGUCUUAAUAACUUGAAAGAAGUUCUCCGAUGCUUACUAUGACGCCUCACUCGACAUCUCUCAGCAGCGUCGGUGCUGUGCUCCCCUAGCUUGCUGAUCACGAACUGGCUGGUUAGGAUUUCCUCCUCUACGAUCUGGUGAGUGAGUUGGGGUCAGUCUACGCCCUUACGAUUUAAAUCUCUAAUAUUUCUUACUUAAGAACUUAACUUAAAUUGGUGGAUGAUUCUUCCACCCUCCAAGAUUUUACUCUUAAAACUCAAAUCUCAACUUAAAAUUGACUGACACUGGGAUCCCUCACUAGCUAGUCCGGUUGCCAACUCAUACGUAUGAGAAGCCAUUCAGGCUUUCCUUAAACUUAAACUUAGUUAGGGAAGUCGUAACGAUUCAUUCCCCUAACAUCUUAAAUGUAUCGUGGUGGUUCUUCACCCCGAUUCUCAAGGGCAUAACUGCUGCCCAUCUUAAAAGUCUCAAGAGCAUAACUGCUGCUCUAUCUCAAAAUGUCUCAAAGGCAACGGACUGGCGCUAGUGACUAAACACACUUAAAACGACUUCACCUUCUUGAAGGUGAGUUACUUCUUAAAAAGAACUUGUUUCUUAACUUUAACAGUAACUUAUAAACUUAAAGCUUAAAU